This is a messenger RNA of Daphnia pulex (common water flea), 1032 nucleotides long. Its product is annotated as hemocyte protein-glutamine gamma-glutamyltransferase-like. The coding region runs from base 1 to 1032 and encodes 343 amino acids. The record is from RefSeq and is a predicted model, not a curated record. Gene Ontology annotation, biological process: peptide cross-linking. NCBI's taxonomy places the organism in Eukaryota, Metazoa, Arthropoda, Branchiopoda, Diplostraca, Daphniidae. The transcript is spliced from 6 exons. Gene Ontology annotation, molecular function: protein-glutamine gamma-glutamyltransferase activity.
AUGAUCUUGACCAAGCGACCGGGAGCGGACGAUGACGUCAGCGAUGCCGACGCCGAGGAUAUCACUAGUCUUUACAAGAACCCCGAUGGCAUGUCCCGCUACCAGAAGCAAGGCGACUUCAACUACCACUUCAACCAGGGAAUGUCGUCACCCUAUCUGGAAAGGAGAGACAUGAGAGGAGGAGAUUUGAGAGAAAACAGGGACAUGAUGCAUUACCCAGGAGCAUCAGUGCGCCGUUUGAGCAUCAACGACGUCAACCGCAAACCCUGGUACGAUGAGUCGCGUCACCCCAACGACUCGGGCAGUUCGGCGGCGGAACGCGUUUCGGCCAUGAACGCGGCUCGCAGCGUCGAACGAACUCAGCCAAUGUUCGACAACCGUCCCGUCAACGAAGAUGUUUACUUCGACUUGAUUGAGCAAGAGAAAGUUGCCUGGGGACAGCCCUUCAAUCUCCAAUUUCUCAUUCAGAACCGUUCCCAAGAAAUGAGGACCAUCACGACUAUCCUGUCGGCCAACUCUGUUUACUACACCGGAGUCACCGCUCGUCGUCUUGGUCGCAGCGAUCGUCAAUUUGUUCUUCAACCCGGAGGCCGCGAAACUCUGCAAGUGCGCAUCAGCUGGGACGAAUACCGCGACAAAAUCGUCGACUACGGCCACAUCAAGAUCUUUGCCAUGGCGUCCGUGCAAGAGACUAAGCAGUCGUGGAGCGAAGAGGACGACUUCCAGCUCGAGAAACCCAAAUUGGACGUUCAGAUCCGAGGAAACCCGCAGGUGGGCCAGGAUUGCUUUGCCACGUUCAGUUUCAUGAACCCCAUUUCCGUCACUCUAACCGAGUGCGAGUUCACAUUCGAAGGACCCGGUCUGGUUCGCGCUCAGACUGUCAAAUACCGUGACGUGAAACCGGGAGAGAUGAUCAGCUUCGCCCACAAGUUCCUUCCGCGAUUCAGCGGCGAGCGAAAACUGGUCGCCUCUUUCAAUUCUCGCGAAUUGGGCGACAUUAUCGGCUCUCGUCCCAUUCAUGUCCGUGAUUAA